AUGAAAAAUGGAACCUCAGAGGCUAUACGCAACAGGGUAGUAAAUUCAGAAAAUGUAAAACGUGUGUCUGAUCACGUUCCUAGACAUUUGAAACCUCUAAAUGAUGAACAAUUAGGUCAUUAUCUAGCAGGAUUAAUAGACGGGUAUGGUCAAUUUUCAGAUUGA
This is a messenger RNA of Cucurbitaria berberidis CBS 394.84, 165 nucleotides long. RefSeq lists its product as uncharacterized. Lineage: Eukaryota; Fungi; Ascomycota; Dothideomycetes; Pleosporales; Cucurbitariaceae. The record is from RefSeq and is a predicted model, not a curated record. The coding region runs from base 1 to 165 and encodes 54 amino acids. The transcript has a single exon.